AUGAAUCCGCAGCGCCUCGUAUAUAGCAGCGUGCAGGCAGAUUUUCAGGUUCAGCAGCCUAUUAUGGACGAUCUCGUCGUAUAUCCUGAAAGCCUCGACAAGCUCAUCCCGCAGACGUCGGGUCUCGGCACGUGCGAGACGGUCCUUGAUGUUCUACCGCUGCACUCGGAGGCCAUCUUCUCCGUGGACGCCGUCCUGCAUAACCGCUGCCACGUGUCCCACAUGCGGUUUUACAGCAGCCUGAGGCUGUCCAACUAUGGCGCGACCCGCGAGCUGACCAGUCUGGUGCUCCCGCGCGUCAAGCCAUGA
Molecule: messenger RNA, 309 nt
Organism: Pyricularia grisea
Lineage: Eukaryota; Fungi; Ascomycota; Sordariomycetes; Magnaporthales; Pyriculariaceae
Exons: 2
Coding region: 1-309 (102 amino acids)
Source: RefSeq, a predicted model, not a curated record